Messenger RNA from Mollisia scopiformis, 1155 nucleotides. RefSeq names its product glycosyltransferase family 32 protein. Gene Ontology annotation, cellular component: mannan polymerase complex. The transcript is spliced from 2 exons. Lineage: Eukaryota; Fungi; Ascomycota; Leotiomycetes; Helotiales; Mollisiaceae. The coding region runs from base 1 to 1155 and encodes 384 amino acids. Gene Ontology annotation, biological process: protein N-linked glycosylation. The record is from RefSeq and is a predicted model, not a curated record. Gene Ontology annotation, molecular function: alpha-1,6-mannosyltransferase activity.
AUGCUAACCUUCAGACGAGCUCUGAUUGUAGCAGCAUGCUUUAUCUGCAUGCUCUACCUCGUCACACGUUCACACACCUCCCUCCCCACCGAUCGAAUACCACCGCAAGAUUCGCUCCACAACCAAAAGAACAAUAAUAAUGUCGACGCCCAAACCACACGAACGGGCCACGUCCCAACGACCUCGAGCUACGACAACCGACUCCCCCUCAAGAAACCAAAUGCGGGAAGCCAGCAGCUGUUGCAGGACAUGAGUAAAGCGAGUCUGAGGGAUAAAUUGGCGUAUCAGUUCCCGUAUGAUGUCGAGAAGAAGUUCCCGGCCUACAUCUGGCAGACGUGGAAAUACACUCCGGCGUCAGGGGAAUUUGGGGAGAAUUUUAGACCGGCGGAAGCGAGUUGGAGUGAGAAGCAUCCGGGCUUCAUACACGAGGUGAUCACGGAUCAGGUUGCGGUGCAUCUGCUGCGACAUCUGUAUGCCAGCGUCCCGGAAGUGCUGGAUGCCUACCAAUCUCUGCCAUUGCCAGUUCUGAAGGCGGAUUUCUUCAGAUACCUGAUUCUGCUGGCGAGAGGAGGGAUUUAUUCGGAUAUCGAUACGUAUGCUUUGAAGAGUGCGGCGGAGUGGUUACCGGAUAAUGUUCCGAGGGAAGCGAUAGGCUUGGUGGUUGGUAUUGAAGCAGAUCCCGAUCGAGAAGAUUGGGCCAUGUGGUAUUCUCGCAGGAUCCAGUUCUGUCAAUGGACUAUCCAAGCCAAAGCUGGUCAUCCAGUCCUCCGCGAGAUCGUGGCCAACAUCACGGAGGAAACUUUGCAUAAGAAGAAAACUGGCCUGUUGAAGAAUUUCAAGGAUAACAAGGUCAUUGAGUUUACGGGACCGGCUGUGUGGACUGAUACCAUCUUUGAUUUCAUGAAUGAUGAGAGGUAUUUCGAUAUGAGUACCAGCAAGGGGAAUAUCACCUGGAGAGACUUUACGGGUAUGACUGCUGCCAAGAAGGUUGGUGAUUUGGUUGUUCUGCCAAUUACGAGUUUCAGUCCUGGAGUUCAGCAGAUGGGUGCGGAGGAUUAUGAUCAUCCGAUGGCAUUUGUUAAGCAUGAGUUUGAAGGGACUUGGAAACCAGAGAAUCUUCGUCAUAUCGGCGCAACUGAUGAAGGGAAGAGAUAA